AUGGCGAUGGGGUUUCGGUGCCAGAUAGUUAAGCAUCGCUUUCCAUCCCAUCAAAUCAAGUCAACGAAUGGAGGUCGGGAGCCUAAUAUGCUUCGUCCGGGGACCAGGUUUAGGAUCGCCCCACCACAGCAUCAUUUGCAAUUCACUAUCGGGAGGAACGCUCGCACUUGCUGACCUGGUACCAGUACUCGUGCAAGCUGCGUUCUGAGAUUUUUCACCUGAGUGCAGUUGUGAGCUUUUGGAUUCCCGAGGGGAUGAAACCCUAAACAUCUGACAAUCCGUCCCAGGCUUUGUUGUGUUCCGGCCUGGCGGGAGUUGGGAAAUUCUAACGACAUCCUCGCCGAUCAGGGCCAGCACCUGAGUUGCAUCGCUCAUUUCUUAAGGCCCUCUGCUCUGCAAACGCCUGCUGUGUCCCCCAGCGCCAGGCGGGAAAAGGUUGCCGGCCUCGCCUUCUCCCCCCUUAUUUUCCUCUUAGAUCUGAAUCUUAACCUUCAUUAGGUGCUGCUUGAGUUCGCCGCGAGCUUGACUUCGCAGGAGUAAACGUGGUGUGCUGGAUCGGGUUUGAUGCACGUAACAUGGGCAUUGAUAAUCUGUCAACGAGUGUGGGGUCGUGGUUUAAUGGGAAGCUUGAAGCGAGGGGCGAUCACCCUGUACUCUUUUAAACUGGAGCCUUACGUUUUGUUCUUCUACUCCGUCCAACCUCUACUAAUCUUCUAAGUAGAGUUCGAGGACGUAAUCAGAGAUGACAAGUCUUCUGAAGAAAAGUGCCAGCAAGGUUGGUAGCCGAAAUCUGGACGAGUCAAGCACGGUUGAGGAUGCGAACGCCAGGAUCAUUGAGCUCCGAGCAUCCAUUGGGACGCUGACUGGCCGUUUAGAUCAGUUCGCCGAUGAUGCUUGCCUCAGGCGCUACUUGAGGGCGCGUAACUGGAACAUCAAGAAGGCUGAGAAAAUGUUGAAGGACACCUUGGCAUGGAGAGAGAGCUAUAAGCCCGAAGACAUCCGCUGGAGUGAUAUCGCUGGAGAAUCCGAAACUGGGAAAAUAUACCGGGCCAGCAUCAAAGACAAGAAUGGGCACACUGUCCUUGUAAUGCACCCUGGUCGUCAGAAUACGAGUAAUCCUGAAAUGCAAAUUAAGCAGUUGGUCUACUUCUUGGAGAAUGCAGUCUUGAACCUUCCCGAGGGUCAAGAGCAGAUGAUCUGGUUGAUCGACUUUAAAGGCUGGUCCAUGAAGAAGUCCACCCCCAUCGGCCUGGCUCGCGAAACAGCCAACAUUCUGCAAAAUCACUAUCCUGAGCGCUUGCACGUAGCUGUUCUGUACAACCCACCAAGACUUUUCGAGGCUUUCUGGACAAUUGUGAAGCCGUUCCUGGACCCGAAGACCUUCCGGAAGGUUAAGUUUGUGUACUCAAAGAAUGCCGAGUCUCAGAAGAUAUUAUCUGAGCUCUUCGAGGAGAACGCCACCAAGACUAUUUUUGAAGACCCAAACGAUUACACCCAUGAAGAUUACGCUAAGUUAAUGCAGGAAGAUGAUAAAAAAUCCGCCUUGUACUGGAAGGGAGCUGGUGAAGCGAAGACUGGAGCCGAACCUGCAGCUGAUGUUCAAAGUAAGGCUGCAGAUAUUUCGGAAGCAGCAAGUUUGAAGACUGAAGAAGGUGCUGCAGUCAAUGAUGCCCCAGCUUCUGCGCCAGAGUCGCUGGCACCCGUGGCACCAGCUCCCGUGGCAACUCCAGUGGUGGCCCCUGUUUCAUGAGUAAAGUUUGUCACCUUAAAUAACUAAUUUUGAUGGUUCCUAUGCAAUUUUGAAGGAAAACUUCCACUUCCUAGCACAGUGGGUGAGGAGUGCACGUCUGUAAUAUGGAGCCUUGGUUGCGGAAGAAUAUUCUUAUCAGUCAACCAGAGCUCCAAAAGUGACCUAAUUUAUAUAGUGUGAUGGCACAUCACUAUUAUUUUUUAUAUUAGAGCUCACUUCGAGUUGACUCUGAUUGUAUUUUAAUAUGUUAUUCAAUAGCAGCUAGGACAGUUCAUUUAUUUUUUUUCUUAUUUUUCAAAAAUCAAUCAAGUUUCCAAUCUAUGGCAUUCACCACU
Molecule: messenger RNA, 2085 nt
Organism: Physcomitrium patens
Lineage: Eukaryota; Viridiplantae; Streptophyta; Bryopsida; Funariales; Funariaceae
Molecular function (GO): phosphatidylinositol transfer activity
Source: RefSeq, a predicted model, not a curated record